This is a messenger RNA of Dromiciops gliroides (monito del monte), 1371 nucleotides long. RefSeq names its product neuritin 1 like (gene NRN1L). Gene Ontology annotation, cellular component: plasma membrane. NCBI's taxonomy places the organism in Eukaryota, Metazoa, Chordata, Mammalia, Microbiotheria, Microbiotheriidae. The transcript has 3 exons. Gene Ontology annotation, biological process: nervous system development; neuron projection extension. Bases 50 to 583 code for a protein of 177 amino acids. The record is from RefSeq and is a predicted model, not a curated record.
CUGGGACUGAGGUGGGAGCGGGCUCCCGGCGCUGCCGUGCCCCGGGACGAUGAGCUCCUGCUGCCGCCGCCGCCGCAGCUGUUGGAGACCACUCCCCUUCCCGGGGUUCCUGCUCCUGCAGCUCAUUCUGGCCCCAGGUCCUGGGAUGGCUGCCACCUCUAACAGAUGUGAUACUAUUUACAAGGGCUUUGCUGACUGUCUCAUCAAACUUGGGAACAGUAUGGUCCAGAGUGGGCAGCCUGACAAGGGGGCCAGCCUCACACCCCCCGAGCUCAAAUCUAUCUGCAGGUCAUGGGAAAACUUUCAGACCUGUGCCAACGGGGUCCUGGCCAACUGCCCUCAGGAAGCAACUGCCAUCUGGGAGUCACUGACAGAAGAAUCCCGCAAGGUCCAAUACCCGGGCAACCUACAUGACCUGUGCAGCUCUCAGCCCUUCCCCCCAAGCAAUGUCAGGGGUGUGCCCAGUGAGGAAACCAACCAGGAGACUCUCCAAGGGUCUCCAGCUCCUGGCUCUCCUGCCCCAGCCCCAGUGCUGUUGGCUGCAGCACUGGCCCUUGCCUGCAUCCUGGGGCCCCUGGCUUAGCUCUCCCAGGAGAGAGCCUAACCCUCACAAUCCAUCCCCAAGGAGAAGCCCGAGACCUACUCCCAUCCAGUCCAAUGAUUGGAUUAAACACCAAUGUGUGCAGAGCACUGUGCUGGGGCCAGGGCUACAAAGACCAAAUCCCCUUUCUUGAGUCCGGCCCUUCCUUUUCUCCACUUGGUCCUGGGUCCUCCUGGUCUUGAGGAGCUGCUCAUGUCCUCCCUUCCUUGUCCUAUCCAAGGAAACUAUGGGAAGGAAUACCUCCCAGAGCUCCUGGCACUCAUGGGGGAAGGGCAUCUCCACGUCCCAUGCCCCUAUCCUUGGUACCCAUUUAGAGGGGAGAACAGGAAUCCCCUAGUUCUCUAGGGCUCCCUCAGCUCACCAAGGACAGCUCUGACUCCAGCAGCAGGGUAGGGAGCUGCAGAGACCUCUCCAAAGCAAGGGCUUGCUAGCCCUCCUCUCCCCCAGGCCCUGUUCUGUCUAUAGUCCUUGCCUCUGUUGAGGGAUCCCUGAAUUCCACAAAGCCUGGGGACGCUUGGACCAGAACUGGACACUGUCCCACACCAAUAACAUCCCUCCCUCUAUCCAGUCUCUGUCCUGGUUUCAUUAAAAAAGAUCUAUAUUUGUACUAACGGUCGUCUCCUUCCAGUGCUAGCCUUAGAACUGGUCCCUGGUCUGGAGCAUCUGGUCCAUGACCUGUCUGGGGCAUCUGUCUGACCUAUGACUGGGCCUGUCUGGCUCAAAGAUAUGUCUAGUCUAAGAUGCCUGAGGUAUGCAGCCUCUGACCACCU